UAUAGCUUGAUUAUUGGACGAGCUCUACCCACUUUGAGAAACUGCAUGUCUGAAGAGUGGCUUAAGUAGCUGUUCCUUUGUGGGUUUGCUAAUCUAAUUUGAUUUGAAGAUCUUUGACAGAAUUCCAUAAAGGAAAGAUGGGAGAUGUGUUAACUGAGAAGCAGAUUAUUGAGUUUCAGGAAGCUUUUUGUCUGCUUGACAAGGAUGGAGAUGGUCGCAUUACUUUCGAGGAAUUGGCGACUGCAAUCAAGUCCUUAGAGCAAAAUCCGACAGAAGAAGAAUUGCAGAGCAUGAUUAAUGAGGUAGAUGUUGAUGGUAAUGGAACGAUAGAGUUCGGGGAGUUCUUGAAUCUCGUGGCAAGGAAAAUGAAGGAAAGUGACGCAGAAGAGGAAUUGAAAGAAGCAUUCAAAGUGUUUGACAAGGAUCAAGAUGGCUAUAUUUCACCUAAUGAGUUGAGGCACGUAAUGAUAAAUCUUGGAGAGAAACUGACUGAUGAAGAGUUAGAGCAGAUGAUCAAAGAGGCUGAUUUAGAUGGAGAUGGCCAAGUUAAUUACGAGGAAUUCGUCAGAAUGAUGCUUGCUGUUUGAUCAUAUUAACAGAUCCACACAACUUCUAGCUUUAAAUAAACUUAUCAAACCCCACGUAUGGUCCUAUACUAUCAUUUCUUGCACAUCCUUUACUCCAAUUUGUACAUUCUUCUAGUAAAUAAUAAAGUGCACUAAUAGCAAUUUCACCUUGAAA
Molecule: messenger RNA, 741 nt
Organism: Hevea brasiliensis (rubber tree)
Lineage: Eukaryota; Viridiplantae; Streptophyta; Magnoliopsida; Malpighiales; Euphorbiaceae
Product: calmodulin-like protein 11
Exons: 4
Coding region: 138-587 (149 amino acids)
Molecular function (GO): calcium ion binding; enzyme regulator activity
Source: RefSeq, a predicted model, not a curated record